Colletotrichum scovillei is the source of this 1483-nucleotide messenger RNA. RefSeq names its product mandelate racemase/muconate lactonizing enzyme domain-containing protein. Bases 320 to 1465 code for a protein of 381 amino acids. The transcript is spliced from 4 exons. Gene Ontology annotation, biological process: D-galactonate catabolic process; amino acid catabolic process. Gene Ontology annotation, molecular function: galactonate dehydratase activity. NCBI's taxonomy places the organism in Eukaryota, Fungi, Ascomycota, Sordariomycetes, Glomerellales, Glomerellaceae. The record is from RefSeq and is a predicted model, not a curated record.
UAGCCGGGUAAUACCCAUGCUCCCUUCUCCGACGGGGGAGGGAUAUGCGAUUCGGAGGCGGAUCGGGAGACGAGAGGCGGCUGAGGAGGCGGGUCGGAGAGGUUCCGGACUUCAAGCCGACUUUCCCGUCAUUCAACUCCGUCAAGCUCCGCUUUGAGGUGGUAAUAUCAGCUCACGAUUGCCUCAAGUAAGCUGGUUGAAGCGUUUGUCUAUCAGAGUCAAGCGAAGCUGUCGACCUGUCUUUUGUUUCACACCUCACUUCUUCUGAGGCACCGUAUCAAAGUUUACCGACGUCAUUGUCAGCAGAACUCCAGUCAUCAUGGGCAAGAUCGCAAAGAUGGAGUACUUCCGAGUGCCACCUCGGUGGUUAUUCGUGAAGAUCACAGAUGAGGCGGGCAACGUUGGCUGGGGCGAAGCAUCUCUCGAGGGCCACACUCAAGCCGUGGAAGGCUGUCUCGACGCCUGGUUUGAGAGGUAUUCGGGCAUGGAAGCUGACGACAUUGAGCACAUUUGGCAGAUGUCAUGGAGGACAACAUUCUAUCGCGGCGGGCCGGUCUUCAUGAGCGCGUUGGCAGGCAUCGACAUUGCCUUAUGGGAUCUCAAGGCGAGAAAGCUGGGACUCCCCAUUUGGCAGCUCCUAGGAGGAAAGGUGAGAGAUAAGCUCAAGGUCUACGCAUGGAUCGGCGGUGACCGACCAAACGACGUAGAACAGCAGGCACGAGCCCGCAAGGAACAGGGCUUCAAAGCCGUCAAGAUGAACGGCACAGAAGACCUCGGCUGGCUCGACUCCCCCGACGCCCUCGACGCAGCCGUCGAACGCGUCAAGGCCGUAAAAGCCCUCGGCAUGGACGCCGGCGUCGACUUCCACGGCCGCGUACACAAGCCCAUGGCCAAGCAACUCGCAAAGGCCCUAGAGCCGCACCGCCCGCUCUUUAUCGAGGAACCCUUGCUUUCCGAGCACCUGGGCGGCAUCAAGGAGAUCAGCCACCUUACCUCGAUCCCUAUCGCCCUUGGCGAGCGCCUGCACAGCCGCUGGGAUGUGAAGCCGUUCCUCGAGGCCGGGUGUGUGGAUAUUCUCCAGCCUGAUAUCUCCCACGUCGGCGGGAUUUCUGAGAUGCGGAGGAUCGCGGCUAUGGCGGAGGCGUAUGAUGUUGCGCUGGCGCCGCAUUGUCCGCUGGGACCAAUUGCGUUGGCUGCGAAUGCGCAGGUUGACUUUGCGUCGCCGAAUUUCGUGAUUCAGGAGAUGAGUUUAGGGAUUCAUUACAACAGCACGGGUCAGGAUCUGACGAGUUAUACUCAUAACCCGGAGGUGUGGAAGGUCACAGAUGGGUAUAUCGAUCUUCUGACUGGGCCUGGAUUGGGUAUUGAGAUUGAUGAGGCGCAAGUUCGUGAGUUGUCUAAGGAUGCGAAGGCUUGGGUCAGCCCUGGAUUCAUUGGACCCGGUGGAGAGAUUAGAGAGUGGUAGAAGAAGACACAAAACAAG